GUAUUAAAACGUGGUAGCGUCACAAUAAGUGAAACAUUAAGUUUUCUGAUUGCAAUAAUGAAAUUAACAGCGCUCUGUUUUGUGGUCCUGGCCUCAGGCGUUUUAGAGAGCACAUGUUCCAGCGUUCCUAGUGGAUUAGGCUUUUUCGGUUCACUUGUGAAGCCUUUUGAACAGGCUGGUGCCGAGUUGAGCGAUGCGUUUAGUUCGGAUAAUUUGAAAGAGACUUUCGAAACUGUGAAAAAGCCAUUGGAAGAUGCAGGUACCGAAGUGCUCAAGGAAUUUUCCCCCGAUAAAAUGAAUGAAAAUUUAGAACCAAUAAUAAAGCCCGCAGAAGAGGCAUACGGGAAUGUGACUGAGGCAUUUAAAAUUGAAAAUUUACAAAACAAUUUAAAAGCACUAGAAAAACCUUUAAACGACGCCCUGACUUCAGUGUACAAUAAUGAUUGUGUUAUAGGAAUCGUUUAUACGCUCGUAAAAAUUUCAGAGAAAUUGUUGCUCGAUGUUAUGGUUUGUCACGAUGGAUCAUUGCUAUAUAUUAAGUAUAUAGUCGAAGCUGCGCAAGAAAUUGUACACAUUGGUAAAGAUCUGCAGCUUGCCCACCAAAAUGUAUGUGAGACGAAUAAAGCAAAAUGCGCAGAGACUUUCACGGUAGGAAUUACUAAAAUGAUAAAACAAAUGUUCAUCAUUUCGGGCGAUGGUGCAUAUCUAAAAUUAAGUAACGGAAUGUGCGCUGCUAAUAUUUUGGUCUCGUUUGCUGAAAAUCUACAAAUUGCGGACUUACAUGACGCCUGUUCAACUUAGUUUAAGCAUUGCUGGGCAAGGAAUUCAUUCAAUAAACUUUAAUCGAUAUUA
Messenger RNA from Glossina fuscipes, 852 nucleotides. RefSeq lists its product as uncharacterized. The coding region runs from base 58 to 801 and encodes 247 amino acids. Lineage: Eukaryota; Metazoa; Arthropoda; Insecta; Diptera; Glossinidae. The transcript is spliced from 2 exons. The record is from RefSeq and is a predicted model, not a curated record.